AUUUCCACAAGUGUUUGUGGAAUGUGUCUUGGCCAUUCUAACUGAGACUAACAUGAGAAUUUCUGAGAUUUAGUAAAUGACAAAACUAGUAUUAUUGUUCAUGUGCACAUGUUUACACUGCUCAUUAUUUUGCUAUGCUGUUAUUGUUUUCCUUGCUCCGAAGUGAUGAACAAAAAUAAAGGGAUUCCUUUAGUUUUACCCUGUUAUUCCCCCAACUCUUUUUUGACAAAGGGGAAUCUUUGUGAUGAUCGUGUAUAGGGUUGAUGACAAUCAUAAAUGACUUAUUUUUUAUGUUGUUUUUGUAGACUGUCUAUCAGAAAAAUGGGAACUUGUUUUUUCGCACAACUGUCCAAAUGAAUUAGCACCCAAAAAUUUGACACCACACUAGGGGAAGGACCAUUAUAGAUGCUCUACUUAUUAAAGUCUUUACAUCUGUUGUUGAAUUUACACACACCCUUACAAAAUAUGAACUGCAUCCUUAUUGUGGUUGGCAGAAUAGUUAUUAUCUUGUUUCACAUGCACAAUACCAUUUCUUUUUCUCUAUUACCCAUGCAGUCCUCAUACCACAAAACAAAAUACACUUAAAACUUACUAUUAUACUCAUACCAUCACCUUUGUAGCUACGAUUGUUCCUUUUCCUUCUUCUCUCGAAGUUUCAAUGGAGAUUUUCAAAUUCUUCUACUUCAUUAAUCUCCUCUCUACUUUCAUCUUAUCAUCAUCGUCAUCUUUAGCAAUUGAUCCUUAUUCACAAGCACUACUAAGUCUAAAAUCUGAGCUUAUAGACAAUGAUAAUAGCCUGCAUGACUGGGUGGUCCCCUCUGGAGGGAACUUAGCUAAAAGUGGAAGUUCCUAUGCAUGUUCUUGGUCAGGCAUCAAGUGUAACAAGGACUCAAAUGUAACUUCCAUAGACCUUUCCAUGAAGAAACUAGGUGGUGUACUAUCAGGUAAGCAACUCAGUGUCUUCACAGAGGUUAUUGAUUUCAAUCUAAGCAAUAAUUUAUUCUCUGGUAAACUUCCACCAGAAAUUUUCAACCUCACAAACUUGAAAAGCUUAGAUAUAGACACAAACAAUUUUUCCGGUCAGUUCCCAAAAGGAAUUUCUAAACUCAAAAGUUUGGUUGUAUUUGAUGCCUGGGAAAACAACUUUUCAGGUCAAUUACCUGCUGAAUUUUCAGAAUUGGAAAAUCUUAAGAUUCUCAACCUAUAUGGAAAUUCCUUCAGUGGAAGCAUUCCAUCUGAAUAUGGUUCUUUCAGAAGCCUUGAGUCUCUUCUUCUAGCUGCUAAUUCUCUCACAGGAAGUAUACCACCAGAACUUGGUAACCUCAAAACAGUGACUAGCAUGGAAAUUGGCUCCAAUUCUUACCAGGGUUUCAUUCCACCUCAACUAGGUAAUAUGAGUCAGCUUCAGAAUCUUGAGAUAGCAGAUGCUAAUCUAUCUGGUUCUAUUCCAAAGGAACUUUUCAGUCUCACCAAUUUGCAAAUACUUUUUCUGUCCAUAAACCAGCUAACAGGAUCAAUACCAAGUGAGUUCAGCAAAAUAAAACUUCUCACAUUUUUAGAUCUCUCUGAUAAUUUGCUUUCUGGGUCGAUUCCUGAAAGCUUUUCAGAGCUAAAAAGCUUAAUCAUACUUAGUCUUGGGUCGAAUGACAUGAGUGGCAUUGUACCUGAAGGCAUUGCAGAACUACCGUCCUUAGAAUUUCUUCUCAUUUCUCACAAUCGCUUCUCUGGAUCACUCCCAAAGAGUUUAGGCAAAAACUCCAAACUCAAGUCGGUGGAUGUCUCCGUAAACAACUUCAAUGGCAGCAUACCACCAAGUAUUUGUCAAGCUACUCAGUUGAGUUAUUUCAGUGUCUCUUAUAAUAUGCAAUUAGGAGGAAACAUCCCUUCACAAAUUUGGUCUAUGCCACAACUUCAAAAUUUCUCAGCAUAUUCUUGUGGUAUUUUAGGCAAUCUUCCUUCAUUUGAGUCAUGCAAAUCAAUUUCAACAAUUCGUCUUGGUAGAAACAACUUAUCUGGAACAAUACCAAAAAGUGUUUCGAAAUGUCAAGCUCUUAUGAUAAUCGAAUUAUCUGACAAUAAUUUGACAGGUCAAAUACCCGAGGAGCUGGCAGAUAUCCCUAUUCUUGAAAGUGUAGAUUUAUCUAACAAUAAACUCAAUGGCCUCAUACCUGAAAAGUUUGGAAGUUCAUCAAGUUUAAAACUUCUCAACGUGUCUUUCAACAAUAUCUCAGGUUCAAUACCCGAGGAGCUGGCAGAUAUCCCUAUUCUUGAAAGUGUAGAUUUAUCUAACAAUAAGCUCAAUGGCCUCAUACCUGAAAAGUUUGGAAGUUCAUCAAGUAUAAAACUUCUCAAUGUGUCUUUCAACAAUAUCUCAGGUUCAAUACCAAAAGGAAAGUCAUUCAAAUUAAUGGACACUAGUGCAUUUGUUGGAAAUUCAGAGCUAUGUGGAGUUCCAUUAAGACCAUGUAUUAAGUCAGUAGGAAUAUUAGGGAGCACAAACACUUGGAAGCUUACACAUAUUCUGUUACUCUCUGUAGGGUUGCUAAUAAUCCUUAUGGUAUUGGGCUUUGGAAUACUUCAUUUCAAAAAGGGGUUUGAGAGUCGAUGGAAAAUGAUUUCAUUUGUUGGACUACCACAAUUCACACCAAAUGAUGUCUUGACAAGCUUCAACGUAGUUGCUGCUGAACAUACAGAGGUUACAAAAGCAGUUCUUCCAACAGGUAUAACAGUUUUAGUCAAGAAGAUUGAAUGGGAAACAAGGAGCAUUAAGUUGGUGUCAGAAUUUAUAAUGAGGCUAGGAAAUGCAGCAAGGCACAAGAAUUUAAUCAGGUUGUUGGGUUUUUGCUACAACCAGCAACUAGUUUACCUUUUGUAUGAUUACUUGCCAAAUGGAAAUUUGGCUGAGAAAAUUGGAAUGGAAUGGGAUUGGUCAGGUAAAUUCAGAACAAUAGUUGGAAUUGCAAGGGGACUUUGCUUCCUUCACCAUGAAUGUUACCCAGCUAUACCACAUGGAGAUUUGAAUUCCACCAACGUUGUAUUUGAUGAAGAUAUGGAACCUCAUUUAGCUGAAUUUGGGUUCAAACAUGUCAUAGAGUUGAGUAAAGGCUCAUCUCCUACUACAACUAAGCAGGAAACAGGUUUAAUUUUUAUGGCAGAAUACAAUGAAUCAAUGGAAGAGGAACUCGGCAGCGAUGUCUACAAUUUUGGGAAGAUGAUUCUAGAAAUUUUAACCGGCAGAAGGUUGACAAGUGCAGCAGCCAACAUUCACAGCAAAUCACAUGAGACUCUUCUAAGAGAAGUUUACAAUGACAAUGAAGUGACCUCUGCCAGUUCAAUGGAAGAGAUUAAAUUGGUUCUUGAGGUUGCUAUGCUUUGCACCAGAAGCAGAUCAUCGGAUCGGCCAUCCAUGGAAGAUGCUCUGAAGCUAUUGUCAGUUAAAAACUUCUAAAUAAGGGAAAUAAAAAAAAUUCUCAUUUGCAUCAAAGUGUUGAAAGCCAUUAGAAAAUAUAUAAUAUGCAUGGUUAAUAAGUUUGCAAAUGUGUAACUGAAUGAGUUUGUAGCUUGUAUAAUACAUAUUUCCAUUGUUUCAGUGUGCCAUAUAAUAAUUUCCCAGUCUUUCUCAAUCCACUAAAUAAAAUAAAUGGUUUCAGUGUUA
Medicago truncatula (barrel medic) is the source of this 3655-nucleotide messenger RNA. RefSeq names its product probable leucine-rich repeat receptor-like protein kinase At5g63930. The transcript has 2 exons. Lineage: Eukaryota; Viridiplantae; Streptophyta; Magnoliopsida; Fabales; Fabaceae. Bases 659 to 3448 code for a protein of 929 amino acids. Gene Ontology annotation, molecular function: ATP binding; protein kinase activity; protein binding. Gene Ontology annotation, biological process: protein phosphorylation. The record is from RefSeq and is a predicted model, not a curated record.